GCUGAGGCAGCUGCCGACAUUGGUUGAGGGAAUUCAAAGAGUAAAGUGAGGCUGUCCAGGAAGAAGGUAAGAAAGACACCGUUAUUCAGAAAGUGCGCUAAUAGCCACUCUUCUUCGCUAUAUCGAUUCACUUUGGUGAACUUCUACUCAUGCCUUCUUUUGUCCCGGUCCCCCCUUCACCACUUAAUAUCCAACAAUCACCAAGCCCUCCGUGGGAACAGCUUCUACAAAUAUAAUCAUUAGCCACACAGAUACCUUUUACUUCACAAAAUGCGAUCAGCUUGGGUAAUUGGACAAUGGCAGACCGUAUAAACCCAGCUCAUGUAUAUGUACCCUAAGCCAGACAGGAAAUCCUUACAUGGUAGCAACUUACCCCGCUUCUUGUUACGUGGCAGAGCACGCGAGUCAUGUUCAUGAUACCCAUGCUCCUAGCCUCUAUACUAUAAUCCUUCUAUCUCUCUUUCUUUAUGCUCUUGUGCUUUCCUUCAUUUUCACUGCCAGCGUACUGCUUAGAGCUCCACGAUCUCUAUCGCAAUCAUAAUUCCAUCGCGUCUGGAACUUUGAAGCUCUUGUCUUUAUCCUUCUAUCUUUUGCGCCCCAUUCGGCUCUUAUAAAUAUGGAUAACGACACACAACAAAAUGGACACAGGUGGGAAUUUACGCCUGUGGCGAAUCCCUCGAGUACGUAUUUCGAGCGCCAAUUCGAUAUCAGAGAUUAUAUGGCUCCCAGUCGAAAAAGCUUUGGCAAGAUGGAACUAGAGCUACGACCCCUGGCUGUAGAAGAGCCCGUGGAUGAGCCAUAUCCCGGUUCUCAACUGGAACCUGAGCCUGAGCCUGAACCAGCACGAGAGCCAGAGCCAGCGCCAGAGCCCAAACUGCCUGACGACCCUCACUAUAACAACUGGGAUAAUCUCAGUUCUAAAGAUAGGAAAAAACGAGAGAAGUCGCUGAUUAAGAGAGGGUUGCCUAUUCCUGGAAAGGAUUUUGACUGGCCUCCACCUCCACCUCCACUGCCGGAAGCUGUACGGGAGGAAUUUGUACAGGAGGAGCCUAUACAGGAUCCUGAACCAGCGCCAGCACCAGAGCCAGAGCCAGCGCCAGAGCCAGCGCCAGAGCCAGCGCCAGAGCCAGCGCCAGAGCCAGCGCCAGAGCCAGCGCCAGAGCCAGCGCCAGAGCCAGCGCCAAAAACAGAAAGCCCGAGGCCAACCUUGUUCGCUCCUCAAUCAGACAGAAGUCUCUGCGUACAAAAUGUAGCGACAGGAUCCAACUUUCUUCUUUCGUUGUUAUCUGACAUCCGUGAUAAUGGUGCAUUUUCGGACCUAAAGAUUAAAUGUGGAUGGUCAACUUUUAAUGCACAUUGUUGUAUCGUCUGUCCACAGUCCGGCUUUUUCUACAAUGCUGCUAGGAAUGGAUCAAAAGAGAUUACGAUUACGGAUCACCCCUUAAUUGUCAAGAAGAUGCUUGACUACCUUUAUCGACAGGUCUAUGACGACUACGAGCUCCUCAAAGAGGUAAAAGCCCAAAGAUCCCAGGGGCAAGUGGAUAGGCAUGACGGCAUUGCCACUAUUCCUACAUAUGUGAAUGCUAUGAUGUCUGUUACCGCUAACAAGUACGCCAUCAGAGGGCUUAAGGACCUCGCCGAGAAAAAGUUGGUAGCAAAUCUGAUGCAUGAGUGGAAUGAUGCGUACUUCAUUCAACUGGUUGAAUAUGUCUAUGGAGCAAAUGCAUCUGCAGAUCCUAAAUUGGAAGGUAUUGUAGCGCAAUUUGCCACCCGUCAUAUUUCCACUCUGAAAGGAUUUCAGUCAUUUCACGAUGCCCUUCAUAUGUGGCAUCGUUUCGCGUAUUUAUUCUCGCGCGAAAUGAUGGAACGCGUCAUACAACUAGAGAAAGGAGUUGCAUAGGCCUUUGCGUUUUUCUUACGCCCCUCUAGCAGUGAUGCUGAACAAGUUUCUCCG
Molecule: messenger RNA, 1954 nt
Organism: Aspergillus caelatus
Lineage: Eukaryota; Fungi; Ascomycota; Eurotiomycetes; Eurotiales; Aspergillaceae
Exons: 2
Coding region: 617-1900 (427 amino acids)
Molecular function (GO): protein binding
Source: RefSeq, a predicted model, not a curated record